AGCCGCUUGUUAUAUAGAGCGUCAGUUUUCCCAAAAGCCUCGAAGUAAUAUCACGAGCUUUUGGAAUGUCCCGAUGUCUAGUAUUAUUCCUGGCAAUAGCCCUGGCUUGUAGUUCAUCGAAUGCAGGCUUAAGAGAUUGGCUCGAUCGAGCAGAUGCUAUAGCGUUAGCGUUUGAAGAUUUUACUCUCUUCCCAUCAAAGAUGAUAUUUUCCAUUCUGGGUACAAAAAAAUCUCCAGUAGCGCCAAUGAAGCGGAUAAUUGCCGAAUCAUCAGAUAACAGUGAUCUAAUAACAGUUAUCAAAAGUCCCGAAGGAGGUCCUCCGGAAUAUAAUGGUGUAAAGAUCUCGCCGGGUGGAACGCUUGGCAAAAUAUCAAGUGGAAUUGGCAACAGAGUAAGUGCAGUGGCCGAUAAAAUAACAGAUAGAAUCGGCGACAGAGUUGGAGCAGUUGCCGAUAAAAUAUCCGAUAAAGUGAGCGAAAGCAUUGGUGGUGUCAGCGAUAGACUCGCAGGUGGUUUGGUUGGUGGAUUGAGCGAUUUGACUAGCCCACUGACAAAUCGUUUGACUGGAGGAUUCUUUGGAGGCGGUAAUUCAAAUAAACCUUCUGAUGAUGGCAAUGAAUCAAUCAUGGGCCGAGUGAGUAGCAAAGUCACUGGCAUCUUCCGUAACGAUAAGCCUAAAGAAAAUGAACAGCCACAAGGCCAGUCUCCACAAACAAAUGAUAAAGAAACUGAUCUAGACAUUGGAUUGACGGAUACGGUGGAACUGGAAAGUCAAGGCAAUCAAAAUGCAGCAAAUGGUGGUCAACAAAAUAAAGGCAAUAAUAAACCUGGAGGUAUAUUUGACAGUGUUGUUAAUCCAUUUAGAGGUUUAUUUGGUUAAGUGUGUAAUGUAGAGCCUUGCUGAGAUAAUAAAUAUUUAAACAUAAUAAUGUUUAUUAAAAUAAAGUGAAAUAUUUCUAUUAAGCUAUAUUUGAAGUUGGUUGAAGAGGAAAAAAAUUCACCG
Messenger RNA from Drosophila albomicans, 1004 nucleotides. RefSeq lists its product as uncharacterized. The record is from RefSeq and is a predicted model, not a curated record. The transcript has 2 exons. Bases 66 to 881 code for a protein of 271 amino acids. NCBI's taxonomy places the organism in Eukaryota, Metazoa, Arthropoda, Insecta, Diptera, Drosophilidae.